Molecule: messenger RNA, 508 nt
Organism: Neodiprion fabricii
Lineage: Eukaryota; Metazoa; Arthropoda; Insecta; Hymenoptera; Diprionidae
Gene: ksh
Product: protein kish-A
Exons: 3
Coding region: 153-371 (72 amino acids)
Biological process (GO): intracellular transport; protein secretion
Source: RefSeq, a predicted model, not a curated record
UCGGCUGCAGUUAAAUGCAGUGAACGUCAAAGAGCGUAACGUGGAUCGUUUUAUGUAUCUGCUGUCAGUUGCGAAGUUGGAUUUUGUUGCGAUAAUUAUAAAAAUAUCUGAAGCAUAGCAUAAAUAAUUGAAGUGAACCACACUCGAGUACAAUGUCGGCCCUGUUCAAUUUUCAGAGUCUACUGACCGUCGUUCUACUUUUGAUUUGUACGUGCGCUUACAUUAGGUCUAUUGUGCCAAGUAUAUUGGACAGGAAUAAAUCGGGAUUUCUGGGAACGUUUUGGAAAUGUGCAAGAAUUGGUGAGCGGAAAAGUCCAUAUGUGGCAUUCAGCUGCCUCUUCAUGGCAUUUAGCAUUUUGUUCUGUUCAUAAGCCGAGGCUCGAAGAUUCCUGUAUUAUUCUAAAUCCCUGAACCAUGUUAGGUAUGUAACUAUAUUUUUCACUCCGACAAACCGGUACAAUCUUCCAAACAUGUAAAUAGUGAAAUAAAUAAUCUGCACACUGGAAAA